Molecule: messenger RNA, 1137 nt
Organism: Meyerozyma guilliermondii ATCC 6260
Lineage: Eukaryota; Fungi; Ascomycota; Pichiomycetes; Serinales; Debaryomycetaceae
Gene: SCS7
Product: fatty acid alpha-hydroxylase
Exons: 1
Coding region: 1-1137 (378 amino acids)
Biological process (GO): fatty acid metabolic process; lipid biosynthetic process
Cellular component (GO): endoplasmic reticulum; membrane
Molecular function (GO): heme binding; iron ion binding; fatty acid 2-hydroxylase activity
Source: RefSeq, a predicted model, not a curated record
AUGUCUCCUAAUUUGCCCUUAAUAUCGUCUUCGUCGUUUGCGAAGCACAACAAGGCGUGGGACUGCUGGGUAACUCUCCACAAUAGAAAAGUUUACAAUGUUACUGGUUUUCUUGACUCUCAUCCUGGAGGCGGUGAUGUGAUUUUGCCAUAUGCUGGCAAAGAUAUAACCGAGAUUAUGGCGGAUAUUUCUUCUCACGAGCACAGCGAAAGCGCCUACGAAAUGUUGGACGAAGAUAUGUUGGUUGGGUAUCUUGCAACUCCGGAAGAAGAGGAAGAAAUGCUCAAUAACAGACACAAGACUCCAGUUGAAGUCAAGCUUGUAGAUGGAAAAGAUGAGUAUGACAUGUACGAGUUCCACGACAAACUCCCUGCUAUGGAGCAGCUUUCGAUCCAGACCGACUAUGAUGCCGAUGUGAAAAAGCACCAAUUUCUCGACUUGAAAAAACCAUUAUUACCCCAGAUGCUCAACGCCAAAUUCUCCAAAGAGUUCUAUUUGGACCAGGUCCACCGUCCCCGUCACUAUGGAAACGGCUCGGCACCUUUGUUUGGCAAUUUCUUGGAGCCUUUGUCGUUGACUCCAUGGUGGGUUGUUCCGCUAGUUUGGCUUCCUCCCAACAUGUACAUUUUCUACGUGGGGUUUGCCAACCAAAGUCCCAUAAUCUCACUUAGUUUCUGGGCUUUCGGAUUGUUUGUGUGGACAUUUGUCGAAUACUGUCUUCACCGCUUCUUGUUCCACUUGGAUGCCUACUUGCCUGACCAUCCAUACGCACUCACCCUUCAUUUCUUGCUCCACGGCGUCCACCAUUAUUUGCCCAUGGACGGUUACCGGUUGGUGCUUCCCCCCACAUUAUUUGUGGUGUUAGCUUACCCAUUCUACCGUUUAAUUUUUGCCAUUUUUCCAUUCUACAUGGCAUGCUCGGGUUUUGCCGGAGGAACCUUGGGUUAUAUCAUGUACGAUGUUACCCAUUACUUGCUCCACCACACCCGUCUUCCUCGGUACCUCCAGGAAGUCAAAAAGUACCACUUGGAGCAUCACUACAAGAACUAUGAAAUGGGGUUUGGAGUCACCAGUAAGUUUUGGGAUGUGAUUUUCGACACCACCAUCGAUGAUACUAUUCAUCCAAGAACUCGUUAA